UUGAUGAUGCGGACGGAGCGGAUGCUGAGGAUGAGGAUGAAGAUCUCGCGCAAGGAUAAAGCCUCUUCCGCACCAUGAUCAGAUGGAAACACUCGGCUGCUUUAUGUGACAGAAGUCAGGGCUCGCAAAGGUGGACACUGGCCUCCACAUGUGUGUGAACGCAAGAGAGACCAGAGGCCUUCUGGAGGGUUAUUAAUCACCGGAAAUGUGCCACUUUAGAAGUGUUUUCACAACAACAGAUCCAUCGGCUGGUUCUGGUUCCUGUGGACAUUUGCCCUUUCUAACCGAUAGACAAACAUGGCAAAGAAAGACUACCUGCUCGAUGCAGCCCAGCAGAUUCGAAUGGCGCUGGACAGAGAAGUCAAUGAAGAUUAUGAGGCGGCGUUCAGCUACUAUAAGAAUGGAGUCGAUCUGCUGCUCAAUGGAGUUCAAGUGGAUCCGAAUAAAGAGAGACGAGAAGCCGUAAAGCGGAAGACCACUCAAUAUCUGAAGCGAGCCGAGGAGAUCUUCAUCUCUUACUUACAGGACAACAUCUCUAAAGGAUCCACACAUUUAGGAGGUUAUAGUAGCUUACGGUUUCGGUCGAUCAGACAUCUAAGUUCGCCGGUGGAGAAUCUGGCGAUGUGUAAAGUGGUUGGCAUCAUUGAUAAGGUGCUGACGGUUGAAAGUCUGAUAAGCAAGGAGACAUUUGUUGUAAAGAGUUUACCGAAGUCGAGCUGGGAGAGCCGUGAGAGGUCCACCAUCAUUCCUCAGGGAGUGCCCUUCAUGGUGAAGCUGCUAAAAUACUAUGUCAGUGAAGACACUGUGUUCCUCCAUCUAGAACGUGUUCAAGGUGGAAGACUCUUUUCCAGACUUCACAGGGUCAGAAGUGAAGCAGUCAGGGAGUAUCCAGAAUGCCUCAGCCCCAACCAGCACAAGAUCUACCUGAAGAACAGCUACACCCUCCCUGCUAUCCACCAAGAUAUUUACCUCAAUGAGAAUUGUGAGAGAACUAAACGUCUUGAGAGGCCAGGAAGCCCAGCUGGUCUUUGUCUUGAGAACUGUAGAACCCGUUCCUACUGUGAAGAUACGGGGCGCCAACAGGGGGGUUCUCCAGGUUUGUAUGCAAUGAGGACAGAUAAUGCGCUUCCUUCUGUCUGUCCACACAAUGUUAAUUCUUUACCUCAGGAUAAUGUUCCUCUUCCCGUUCAUCCCUGUGUGAUUGUGGACACUCGGGAUCCUCUUGAUGUCACCUCCGACCUUCUUGGAAAUGAUGUCCGCAUUGAGCGGAUUGACUCUUGCAUGGAUCUGAACAAAGCUUGGAUUGCUUCAGAACCUGCUCAGGGUUGUAAAAGUUUCACUGUUCCAGGAUCAAACUCGGAUAUACUAGGAUUCAGCUGUGCAGCUCAGAUCACUCCAGCCUCUUUAUUUGGCGAAAACGCACAACCAACCCUUUGCAACACAGUUGACGUACUUCCACAGAGAGUUCGGAUAGUUUCCAACUCAGCGCAUGUACCUCCACGAAACCAAGCGCAUGAUGGAUUUUCUCUUGAACAGAGUCUUACUAACUGCAAAGCCUGUGGAAAUGGACAGCGUGGACAGUUUGUGGCUGAGUUGAGCAAAGUCAGUUCUCAUCGAUAUCCAUAUGAAUGUGCAACUCAAAAGCAAGAAGGUAUCUCUUUAGACUUCACAAAGAUGACUUCCCGGGUGAACUCUGUUGAUAUGGUGAGGGAGGUUGGGACUGAGGACAUGGAGACCUGUCAUUUUUUCAGCCCUUCAUAUAAACAACCUCAAGUUGGCAUGAUCCCAUCAGCGUCUACCACAAACAGCUCCUGUUGGAGUGAGACUAAACUAGAAUACCCUUAUAUGGAACAGCUGAUGAAGGUAAACGGCUUGGGCCAUCACGCCCAAAUUAAGGCCAAGAACUUCAGUGCCAAAUGGAAGGGGGGUAGACAGGGACUCCCCGAGGACGAGGUGCGACUGUGGGGAGCUCAGAUUCUGUUGGCAUUGGAAAGUCUUCAUGAGCAGGGCAUCAUGUGCCAGGACCUAAACCCAAGAAAUGUUCUUCUUCGCAGCAGUGGUGAGGCGUGUCUUACAUACUUUGGACUAUGGACGGAAGUUCAGCCUGAAAUUAACCCAAAAGCAAUGGAAGAGAUGUACUGUGCACCAGAAAUUGGAGGUGUAUCGAAAAUCACUGAGGCAUGUGAUUGGUGGAGUCUUGGAGCUUUAUUAUAUGAGCUUCUUACUGGCAUGCCACUGUGGCAGUGCCACCCUUCAGGCAUUCACCCUCACACUCCUCUCCACAUCCCAGAGUUCCUCAGUUCUGCAGCCGCCUCGCUUCUCACUGAGUUGCUCCAGUGUGACGCGUGUUAUCGUCUGGGAUCAGGAGGCGGUGGCGUGAGCGACAUCAAGUGCCAUCCGUUCUUCACCUCCGUCCCGUGGCUCACACUCACGCCGUAGUGCCGUGUGAAAGUAUUCACCCCCUACAUCUGUUUCUGCUGACAUUAAAGAUGCGUGUUGAGUACAGUAUUCAGCACACUGAGGCUGAGUUUCUUCUCUAUAUACAGUCUAACCAAAAAUUAUUCAGACUCCAGAUAUCAUUUAUUUAUAUUUUUUUUACUAGUGUGUGCAGGACACUAUAGUUCAUUUAUGUAAGUGAGGAGAGCAAAAUAAAGUAAACUGUGACAUAUUACACCCAAUAAUUCUUCAUACAUCACACACAGGGAAGCCCUUCUCUGCCAUAUAAGAGAAAAAAAAAUAUUAUUUUGUAAAUUAAAAUAAAAUAAAAAAUAAAAAUUGACACUAUGACUUAAAAGUAGAAAAUCUGACAAAAAACAUAACAAAAUGAUGACAUAUUUAAUACAUGAAAAGUCGAAAUUAUGACGAAAAAAAAGUAGAUAAUUUAAAAAGUUAUAAUUAUGACGAAAGUUUUUAACAACAACUACACAAUGUUACCAAGCUAACAAAAAUACAUUGUAAGAAUGUUUUAUUCAUGUUCCCAUUAAGUAAUGAAAAUGUUAUUUAUGAAUGUUCUAAGAACUUUUUUUUUUUAUGUGAUCGUUAAGGAAACAUUCCAUUUCAUCAUCCUUCAAACGUAAGAACGUUACUUUUAAAUGUUCUGAACGUUCUGAAACUUCUUUUUAUUUUUAUUAGUAAAAUUAUUUCACUUUUGGCAGGUCAAGAAAAUAGCGCAUCUAAAUGAGAAAUGAUAAAAGCUGACAUGUGUUAGUGCUAUACUGCACUUUUUCACAGAUAGACAGUCUGUAUUUUUAAUAAAUUACCAUACUUUAUGGACAUUAUAUAAAACUACACACUAAUGAAAUGGCAAGGGUAGUGAGCUAGUAUGCUAUUCCAAACAUGAGCUAAACGUGUCAGGUUAUCAAUACGUCAGUUUCCCUGGUAUUUGUGAGAGUGGAAAUACCUCGGCAAGCUUUUAUUAGACCAGACGGCAGAAACAAUGAAUGUGGGUGAAUCUUUCCUGAAGCCCUGAAGUGGAUCACAGCCUUUAUUCCUGGAGGAUUUAUGGAUUUAUCGUGUACUUUUACCACCAUCUGGUGGAGCCAGGAGAUAUUUCUCCACAUCAGCAGUUUUCUACAUCACACACACACCUGCAGCGAACAGCUGGAUCGGAAGAUGGAAGAACAGAAGAAAAAAAUCAUGCUUUUGUAAAUCAUAAUUAAAAAAAAGUUGAAAAUCUGACAUAAAAAGACAAAAUU
Messenger RNA from Pimephales promelas (fathead minnow), 3695 nucleotides. It is a transcript of the gene rps6kl1, whose product is annotated as ribosomal protein S6 kinase-like 1. Gene Ontology annotation, biological process: protein phosphorylation. Gene Ontology annotation, molecular function: ATP binding; protein kinase activity. NCBI's taxonomy places the organism in Eukaryota, Metazoa, Chordata, Actinopteri, Cypriniformes, Leuciscidae. The record is from RefSeq and is a predicted model, not a curated record.